CCGUUGCACGUAGAAGGGCGACAUCUUUUGUGUUGAAAUUGCUUUCACAUCAACUUUGUCUUCGAUUCCUUGCGAAGAAGGAGAAAAAAUAACUAAAAUCAAGAUAUGGAUAGCUUGUUUGGAAGAAAACCGAUUUCAAUCGGCGCUUUGAAGGAUUUUUCGAGGCUUGACCAGCCUACACGUCAGCACUUGAAGAAGGUGUAUGGUUGCUUGUCUCUAUCCAUGCUUAUUGCAGCUGUUGGAAGUGGAGUGCAUCUGUUUACAGAUGUAUUGAAGGGUGGAUUUCUGUCAGCCAUUGCUUCCAUUGGCCUUCUGAUUGCAUUGGGCUUGACCCCAUAUGAUGGAAAGAAUCAGAAUAAAAGAAUGGGUAUCCUGAUGGGAUUUGCAUUUUGCACAGGAUUGGGUCUUGGACCUCUGAUGGACAAUGUGAUACAGAUUGAUGCAAGCAUUAUCCCUACUGCUUUCUUUGCCACCACACUGAUCUUUGUCUGCUUCACUUUGAGUGCCCUGUGGGCAGAGGAACGAAAAUUUCUCUAUCUGGGAGGUACUCUCAUGUCUUGCUUGAGCAUGCUCUGUUUCCUGUCGUUGGCCAACCUGUUUCUUGGAGCACGUUUUUUUUUCCAGAUUCAGUUGUAUGGUGGCUUGGUGUUGUUCUGUGGCUUUGUGCUCUAUGACACUCAGCUAAUUGUGCAUAAGCACAAACAAGGAGACAAGGACUUCUUGUGGCACUCCAUUGACUUGUUUUUGGACUUCAUAGAAAUCUUCCGUAGGAUCAUGAUAAUCCUUGCUCAAAAGGAGGAUUCAAAGAAGAAGAGGAACUGAGGAGUCAAUUUUAAAUUUUUGAGAGUGUUAAGCUUUUCAGUACUUUCUUCAGGCUAAUAGACUAGAUGUACAAGAAGUUUAUAUUGCAGCAAUAUAAAGCUGCAGAUUUCAGUUGUAAUGUUAGUAAGCUUUCUGGAUUCUAAAUGUUAACUGAAGUCUGUUGUCAUGUUAAUCAAGUAAUGUUAUAACCGUUAAGAUACUGUGGGCAGCAACAGUAUUAGUAAAAUAACUUAAGGAUUACAAAGUAAGCCCCUUAUUAACUCGCUCUCCAAUGCAAUGUGUAGCAGGUUUUAUGACCAAUCCAGUUGUUGGGAAUAUAUUUGACUGUGAUCACUCAACAGAAAUAAUGUACAGUGACGUGUUUGAAAAAAAUGCAACUGUGGUAUUCAGGCCUGUAGAAAACUUCUAUUCUUUACUGGUUUUUUUUUUCAUGUCUUAUUUCAGGAUACGUAACGUAGCACUUAAUGAGUAUGUCACAGUAAAUGUAGGGUACAGAUUUUAAUGUUAUGCUGUAAACAUGGAGUGAUUUUUCAUUGAGCAUCUAAAAAGCACAAUCAGUUGCCAUUUGAAAUAAAGUAAUACACCUAGCCAAUCAUUGGUGACCCAA
Pocillopora verrucosa is the source of this 1429-nucleotide messenger RNA. Its product is annotated as bax inhibitor 1. Gene Ontology annotation, biological process: negative regulation of RNA splicing; negative regulation of endoribonuclease activity; negative regulation of apoptotic signaling pathway. Gene Ontology annotation, molecular function: enzyme binding. Lineage: Eukaryota; Metazoa; Cnidaria; Anthozoa; Scleractinia; Pocilloporidae. Gene Ontology annotation, cellular component: mitochondrial membrane. The record is from RefSeq and is a predicted model, not a curated record.